This is a messenger RNA of Peniophora sp. CBMAI 1063, 306 nucleotides long. Lineage: Eukaryota; Fungi; Basidiomycota; Agaricomycetes; Russulales; Peniophoraceae. The record is from the annotation of a GenBank genome assembly.
AUGUCCUCCCAAUCCGAUUGGCACACAGUAUCAGCACGUAUCCCGUUCGCCACACCCGCACACGCUGUUCUCGCAAAACAGGUCAUCGAUGUCGACCGAGAACUGCAACCGCACGCCGUCAAGCGCGUGCUCUCCGUUGAGGAUCAUGUACUGAUUGCGACAUUCGAGACGUUGACAAGAGAAAACCGUAGCAGCAUUCUCCUCAAUGUAAACCAAGCUAUACUAAGCCAGCCGUUCGCGCAGCCAGGAAUCACCUCGCAUCUUCACACUGUAUCCUACGUUCAUCUCCGUGUAUUUGCCUAUUGA